Molecule: messenger RNA, 2070 nt
Organism: Perca flavescens (yellow perch)
Lineage: Eukaryota; Metazoa; Chordata; Actinopteri; Perciformes; Percidae
Gene: narf
Product: nuclear prelamin A recognition factor
Exons: 13
Coding region: 270-1649 (459 amino acids)
Source: RefSeq, a predicted model, not a curated record
UACGUUUGCGCAUGCGUCCUGGAUACACCGGGAUACCGUGGUACACAAUGGAAUCGGACGUACAUAGACAUGACUGGCUUGAAUACUAGUUAGAAGCCUCGACGCCUUUGAAAGCACUAGCUAGUUUGAAUAACGUUACCGGUAUUAUGAAAUAACCGCGCAGGUUUAAGCGUAACAGUGACGGUGACACCUCCCACAGGCGACUUGACUUGAAAGUAAAAGAGUGCUGAAGGAGUGAAAUAGAAACCGUCCGAUAACCACCAAGGAAAAUGUCAGAGGUCAACAUACCAAAGCGAAAAGAGAAGUGUGAGAACUGCACCAAACAGUGCAACAAGAAACAGAAUGAUGAAGGUGCCAACUCCCACCAGGAGAGAGAUGAAGUCAAUGGACAGGAGCAUGACGGAUCCCAGUUGCUGCUGAGUGCCUGCCUGUCCUGUGAUGGCUGUCUGUCAGAGGAGGAGACCCUGAAGAUCUCUCAGCAGAGUCUGGAGGAAGUGGAGCGCGUCCUGGCACUCAAUAAGAAGUGUGACGUGUCGAAGCACAACGUACUGGUAGCGUCGGUGUGUCCACAGUCGCUGCCUUUCUUUGCUGUCAAGUUUGGCCUGGACAUCACUGAGGCAGCCCACAAACUCUGUGCCUUCCUCAAGAGUUUAGGAGUGCAGUAUGUGUUCGACACCACUCUGGCAGCAGGCUUCAGCAUCUUAGAGAGUCAGAAGGAGUUCAUUCAGAGGUUUCGCAGGAGACACCACGACUCCCACGCCUUGCCCAUGUUCACCUCCUCCUGCCCAGGGUGGAUCCGCUAUUCAGAGCGUGUCCUGGGCAGUUUGGUCACCCCUCAUAUCUGCACAGCCAGGUCUCCUCAGCAGAUCAUGGGCUGUCUGGUCAAAGACUACUUCUCUAAACAGCAGAAGCUGAGUCCAGAGAAAGUCUACCACGUGUUUGUGGCUCCCUGCUUUGAUAAGAAGCUGGAGGCUGUCAGAGAGGAGUUUUACAACAGCCUGCUGGAGACCAGAGAUGUGGAUUGUGUCCUCACCUCAGGGGAGAUCUAUUACCUGAUGGAGCAGAGGAAGGUUUCAGUGGAGGAGCUGGACUCAGUUCCACUGGACCAUGUGCUGGGAGAGACUGGAGACGCGGCGCUGGUGAGGCACGAGGGCCGAGGUUCUGAAGGCUUCCUGGAACACGUCUUCAAACAUGCUGCCAAAGAGCUCUUUGGUCUGGACGUCCAUGAGAUCACAUACAAGACCCUCAGAAACCGGGACUUCCAGGAAGUAACUCUGGAGCGGGACGGGGAAACUCUGCUGCAGUUUGCUGCUGUUUACGGCUUCAGGAACAUCCAGACUCUGGUUCACCGAAUGAGGAAGGGCCGUGUGCCUUACCAGCUGGUGGAGGUGCUGUCCUGCCCAGGAGGGUGCUUGAGCGGCCGCGGUCAGGCAGCCAGUGACGUGGAAGGCCGGUUGGAUAAAGCCCUGGUCCAGCAGAUGGAGGAGGCCUACAGCAGCCUGCCGGUCCGUCUCCCAGAGGUCAACCCCACCCUGCACACCCUCUAUCAGGACUGGCUGCAGGGCCAGGACUCCGCGCAGGCCGGCACACUCCUGCACACCCAGUACAGAAGUCCGAUCCACACACAGCCCCCACACAUGCAGUGGUGAGGAGAAACGGCCUAUUUUACUUUGAAGACAUGAUGGGGGGGGGUUGUCUCUGGUCGAUUCUGAUUCUGCUUGGACCAUCUCAUCAUUCAUGCUGGCACCAGGAAGGACAAGCCAAGGGCCAGGCUGCACUUCCGACGCCCCCCCUGUAUCAAUUGGUUCAAUUCCUCUGUUAAGCCACAGGGGGGUGAUGUCUGUCUAUUUAACAUUGGUGGAUCUCCUGUGCCAAACCCUGAGGCUGAGGAGAAAUGAAGAUCCAGAUUCCAGAAAUGCACACAGGUCUACAUUAUAUUGCUCCGGUGCUGCAGGCAAUUCCCUCGGAUCACGCUCUUUUCGCCCGGAUGUCCAUAACCUUCCGCUUUCUUUGUGUUGGAAUUCUAAACUCCGGUGGAUUUGUGAGGACUAUGGUUAACUGCUCCUCAGA